This is a messenger RNA of Racocetra persica, 171 nucleotides long. NCBI's taxonomy places the organism in Eukaryota, Fungi, Glomeromycota, Glomeromycetes, Diversisporales, Gigasporaceae. The record is from the annotation of a GenBank genome assembly.
AUGAAGUUUGGCAGUCAACUAAGGGCGGCCUUAUAUGAGGAAUGGGCCAAAUCUUAUGUUGAUUAUGACGGACUAAAGAAGCUUCUUAAACGUGGAAUUAAUAAAGAAGGUGGAUAUACUGGAAAAGACGAAACGGAAUUUGUCGAAAAGUUAGAUAAAGAGCUUGAAAAG